AUGGCCCUUGUGCCAGGGAGCAGCAAGGAUGUGCCUUGGCCUAGAGAUAGCCCAGGCUCCUCCCAGCAACCAGAAAGUCCUAGACUGACCAACCCUCUCUGGGAGGACAGAAGAGAAAUUGGCCAGGUUGAAGGUCACCAGGAUGUUCAGGUUGUCUGUCAAAAGACCGGCCUCCCCUCCAUCGUGGUGGAAGCCUCUGAGGCUGAAGCGAGUGAAGAGAGUGGGGAGCUCCGGUGGCCACACGAGGAGCUGCAGCUGCUCACUGAUGAUGAGGAAGAGGAGGUUGAGAUCUUCCAGGACCAAAGUGAAGAACCAGGCUGGACUUGGAGCUCACUGGACCCCAAAUCUCCCUUAAGAACCUUUAGCCCAGAACUCAGCUGGGGGCAGGAACAGGUAGAUCAAGAUGCCUACUGGAUUCCAGAGACAGAUUGUCAGGAAGCCCCCAAUCCCUGUCCUCUCUGGGACUCGGCAUCAGGUUCCCGUGUGUGCAGAAGCUGCUUUGUGGAAUAUUCCCAUUUCCUGCCUCCCAGGAGCUUUGAGGGAGCUGAAAAAGAAGCUGUUCAAGCGACGGCGGGUGUUGAACCGGGAGCGGCGACUGAAGCACCAGGUGGUCGGGGCUGUGAUAGACGAAGGGCUGAUCACGAGGCACCACCUCAAGAAGCGGGCGUCCAGUGCACGUGCCAACAUUACUCUGUCUGGGAAGAAGCGCAGAAAACUCCUCCAGCAGAUCCGGCUCGUCCAGAAAGAGAAAGCAGCCAUGGAAGUGGAAGCCCCCCUCAAGUCAGCCAGGACUAG
Lipotes vexillifer (Yangtze River dolphin) is the source of this 795-nucleotide messenger RNA. RefSeq names its product LBH domain containing 1 (gene LBHD1). NCBI's taxonomy places the organism in Eukaryota, Metazoa, Chordata, Mammalia, Artiodactyla, Lipotidae. Gene Ontology annotation, biological process: positive regulation of DNA-templated transcription. The transcript has 5 exons. Gene Ontology annotation, cellular component: nucleus. Bases 1 to 795 code for a protein of 264 amino acids. The record is from RefSeq and is a predicted model, not a curated record.